This is a messenger RNA of Camellia sinensis, 2071 nucleotides long. RefSeq names its product sugar carrier protein C. NCBI's taxonomy places the organism in Eukaryota, Viridiplantae, Streptophyta, Magnoliopsida, Ericales, Theaceae. The record is from RefSeq and is a predicted model, not a curated record. Gene Ontology annotation, cellular component: membrane. Gene Ontology annotation, molecular function: monosaccharide transmembrane transporter activity. Gene Ontology annotation, biological process: monosaccharide transmembrane transport.
GCCGAUACUCUUACCAUUCUCCCCCCUCUCUCUCUCUCUUUUUCUGUGUGUGUGUUUUCACCACCACCGUGCCUCUUCACAAUCCCCCUCUCUCUCUUUUCUACCCCGGUCACCGGAACAGAUAACCAAACAUGCCAGCAGCCGGUUUCGGCCCUGGUCCUGGUACCGGAAAGGAAUAUCCCGGUGAGCUCACCCUCUAUGUCACCCUAACAUGCAUGGUUGCAGCCAUGGGUGGUCUCAUCUUCGGUUACGAUAUCGGAAUUUCGGGUGGAGUGACAUCUAUGGAUUCGUUCUUGCAGAAGUUCUUUCCAUCUGUGUACGAGAAACAAAAGGCAGAUAAUUCGACGAACCAGUACUGUAAAUUUGACAGUUUCACUCUCACUAUGUUCACUUCUUCUCUGUACUUGGCUGCUCUGUUAUCGUCGCUUGUUGCUUCGAUAGUGACGAGAAAAUUGGGAAGAAAAUUGUCGAUGUUGUUCGGAGGUGUACUGUUCUGCGCCGGAGCUCUCAUCAAUGGGUUCGCUCAAGCUGUCUGGAUGUUAAUCGUUGGUCGUAUUUUGCUUGGUUUUGGCAUCGGAUUCGCCAAUCAGUCUGUGCCACUAUACCUCUCCGAAAUGGCUCCAUACAAGUACCGUGGUGCACUCAACAUAGGGUUUCAAUUGUCGAUCACAAUCGGUAUAUUGAUAGCCAAUGUGUUGAACUACUUUUUCGCCAAGAUCAAAGGCGGUUGGGGAUGGCGGUUGAGCUUGGGGGGCGCAGUGGUCCCUGCCCUCAUUAUCACCAUCGGAUCAUUAAUCCUUCCUGAGACGCCCAACUCGAUGAUAGAGCGUGGCAAGACCGAUGAAGCCAAAUCUAAACUCCAAAAAAUUCGCGGUGUUGAUGAUGUUGAUGAGGAGUUCAAUGAUCUUGUCGCGGCUAGCGAGGCAUCUAAGAAGGUGGAACAUCCAUGGAGAAACCUUUUGCAAAGGAAAUAUCGGCCCCAGCUGACCAUGGCCAUCCUCAUUCCCUUUUUCCAACAACUCACUGGCAUUAAUGUCAUUAUGUUCUAUGCACCGGUCUUAUUCAAAACAAUUGGUUUUGGAAGCAAUGCCUCACUCAUGUCGGCUGUGAUCACUGGUGGUGUGAAUGUUCUCGCAACACUAGUUUCAAUUUAUGGUGUCGACAAGUGGGGAAGACGGUUUUUAUUCCUCGAGGGGGGUACUCAAAUGCUCCUUUGUCAGAUUGCAGUUGCGGCUUGCAUUGGUGCUAAGUUCGGAGUGCAGGGGAACGCGGGUGACUUGCCAAAGUGGUAUGCUAUUGUUGUGGUGCUUUUCAUAUGUAUCUAUGUUGCCGGUUUUGCGUGGUCAUGGGGACCUCUUGGUUGGUUAGUACCUAGUGAAAUUUUCCCACUCGAAAUCCGUUCAGCAGCGCAGAGUAUCAACGUGUCAGUCAACAUGAUUUUCACAUUUGCGGUCGCUCAAGCCUUCUUGGCAAUGCUCUGCCACUUGAAGUUUGGUUUGUUCAUCUUCUUCGCGUUCUUCGUGGUGGUGAUGACCAUUUUCGUGUUCUUCUUCUUGCCCGAGACAAAGAACAUACCAAUUGAAGAAAUGGUGAUUAUAUGGAAGGAACAUUGGUUCUGGUCGAGGUUCAUAACCGAAGUUGAUUACCCAGCUAAUGGAGCCAUUGAGAUGGGCAAGGAUGGCAAGGCUACGAAAAAUUGGUGACCCGUGAUGAAUUCAUAUUGCUGCAUAUUUAUACAAUCCGCGAGGGAUAUGGAUAGAGUUUGAUGAAUUCUCACAUCUCAGUUUUUCGACAUUUCUGAAAUAAUUGAUUGAUGAUAUCAUUAUAUUAUGUAAUAGCUAGUUGGAUUUCUUCUGCAUUUUUAUUUCUAUGGUAGUAGUAGUACAUAUUGUUGAUUUUCAGUGCUUAGAAUUAUAAGUUGGUUCAAAUUGUAUGUGUCUCUUAGUUUAGAAGCAUCUUUUGGGUUUGUUGAAAAUGAAAUUUCAAGCAUGGAUAUAAUGCAGAUUUGUAAAACAGAGUUUGUUAAAUUAUGUUUUGAUUAUGAAUAUCAUUGUUAGAAGUCUCUUUGCUA